CGUGGGACACAUUCGCCGAUGGCACGCUCGAACGCCUCCCUUGACGUGGUUCCUGGGAAGGGUCCUUGAAGUGAGCCCCUGGCUGGGCUGCGAAAACGUUGGGCCCCUUUUGCGCGUAUUCGAGAUCUGGUGGACGACAAAACUCGUGACUGAAACAGUGAGAAUACGCGUUCUGAACCCGUUAGAUGAUAUCCUGGCAGUCUCGGUCCAUGUAUGGCACACUUUCCUUGGGCAUGGCAACGAGCCGAUGUAGUCUCAGCUCGCUCUGGAGACUCCAUCAAGUUCAAUCGGACGAGCUAGGCUACAAUGAAGAGCUCCACGAAGACAUGCGGUGCUAUUCUGUGCUGCGCAGAGCUCGUUCAACUCGUUUCGAGAAUGAUACGCCGCCCUGGGUUGGAUCUCUCGACCAAAGCAUUACCAUCUCCACUUCAGAAAGCAGCCUGCAACAGUUCCGACGAUGAUAUGCCGUCUGCGUUAUGUUUUUCUUCCACGUGUUCGAGAAAAGUGACCGUGGCAUUGAGAGGUCAGCCGGACGAUCAUAGUUGGCGGCCAGAGGAUACACACGGCUCUUCCAAAUCAGCCGCCUCACCUUUUUCUCGCGCCACGAGAAAGAUUCAUUCAAGCCAGCCGGGACUGACGACAAUCAGCGACAAACAACACAGCGUGCUGAACUGCCGAUGGGUUCCCGGCAUACUUGUUCAUCACCCGUUGCACAUACUUGAUUGAUCACUUGGGCGAAAACGGUGAAUGGCUAGCAGCCCUUGGAUUCUUUAGAUAAGUACUGACCGGCGGAGCGUCUCAGAGUGCCGCACAAGAUUCUGAAUUUUCUGUGAGCAUUUCGGAGGCGCUCUGAUAUAUACCCCACGACAAAGGACGGUCCCCGUCGUAGUUGGAAUGUCUCGUCACCAGUUGAUGGCUCAUGAUGGGUAGGUAAGAUCUGACGAGGCUGUCCGAAAUUAGCGAUGCCCUCCCUGGACACGCGGGGGAGAGUGUUUCACAAAUUCACACACAGUAGAACCAUCUGCUGUGCGAGAUCCGUUCAAUCAAGAAAAUGCAGACAUUGAUCGCUCGAGCGCCGUCUGCAGCAAUAGAAACGGCCAGUCACCGCCGACAAAGCACCGGCUGCUGUCGGGAGCAUAAUACUCACCGAUCAUCAGUACAGGCUGCAGCGUCGAGCUUGACUGCUGCUAGAGCACAAAAUACGAAUCCAAAGCAACAGAUUCCAGGAGAUGGUCGAAAUCACACCGAGGUGCCAGUCCCCGUGCCUACCUGCAAAGCAGCCCUAAAGGAAGAGCGCGGGAAUCGGUCGGACCUUCAGAAUUUGUUCAGAAUGGACUAACGCCUCGACAAAUGUAGUGGACCUGACGUCAGGACAUUUACGGCGCGGCCCGAAGAACCCAGCUCGCCCCCCGCAGUAGUCCCAGAAUACACACCGUCCCCACCCUCGUCCAUGUCGAACAAACAAUCUGAUUCGUACGGGACAGAUGCGGUGGGGACGUGGUCCUGCUUGAUAAGAAGCGAGCGGGAUUCUUCGGCACUUUGAGCCGGGGGAUGCGAUCGCCUGCCAUCGUAGCAGUCUGGGCUCGAGUGCGCUUUGGCGGGACGCCCGAGGCUGUGGGGAAAUGCGACGGGUCCAAGCAAAGGUAGCUGGUUGUUGUAGUUACCGCUCGCCGCGGCCUGUGGGGACUGCUGUUCCUGUGCUCUCACGAGCUGAACUUCAUCGCUGACACACCUCUUUAAGAGCUAUUUCGCCGAACUCUGCGAACGGCCGGUCGCAGACAGAAGGGAGAAACCUGAAAGCCGACCACACGGCGCGCAAGGCGCCUGCUUAUCGCAUAUGAGCUUGAGCCUCAAGAGACUAUGAGCAUACAUUCUCCACAGUUCCACUUGGCGGAAACCAGUCAGCGAAGGGGAACCUAGACAAACACGGGGAACACAAUCGAGUGUGUGUCUUUCGGGGAUCCGAUCCUCAAGCUUCGGGGUGUGUUGGAUCUGGAACCCCUCACGGCGUCUGUCCGGCGCGCGAGCAGACGGGACCCAACAGAGAAGAGAGCUCGCGGGGUUUUCACGAGCGGCUGGAGUUGUCGGAGAAUUGCACCCGUGCGGGGUUCAGGCACAGGGCCCGGUUGUCCGUUGGAAUAAGCAUAGCGCAGCCCUCUGAUCGCCGUUGGCCAAGCGGUCUCGAGCCCAACAGCACAGCGCAGCAACCCCAACAUAGGCACGCCGGCGCCCCGGACCGGCGCCCGGAGGAGACUCGCAUGAAUGUUCCAAGCCCGACAGUUCUGCCAGAGGUUCGCUCUGCAGCCGGGUGUGAGCGGCAUGUGUCUGAGAAUCAUUCGAGCAGUCACAAUGACUUGUAGACAUCGUCCCUGAUCCGGUGCGAUGUUUCAUUCAUUCAUGUAUCAGCCAGAACAGCCCAAAGCAAAUCGGCGCGGUAACCUUCGUCUGCUGUGCCUCGGCCAACGAACCACUCGGUUAGAGAGAGAAAAAACAAAGUGGUAUGAUGUGUCAUUGCAUUUUGUUUUGUCGGCCCCGCCAUGGGCCAUGUCAACAGUGAGGUCUUGGCCCAGAAAUAUAUGAAUACUCGUCGUUAAAUGGCCUGAUCUGAUCUCAACGAGACUCGAACCACGUGUCGGCCCGGCUUACUCAUGGUGAUUUGUGGGUGACCGCGGAAUCUGAUCACAGCGAUCAGCCGAGGGUCAAAAACACACGCAGUGACGCCAACCAGCCCCACGUUCCCCCUCCCUCCCUCCCUCCCCCAUCCUUCCUGCCCUGAGUAUACCCAUGCCCGGCAGCAACGACGGCGCGACGCUGGUGGAAGCAGAGAAGCCGCACCUCGCGGCCGAGCCUCCGAUGCCGAAACACGAGCUUGACGAGCCCUCGAGUCCGGAGAACGAGAUCGCGGCGGCGGCAGAGCAUCCCGAGGGCCUGAAGCUCGCGCUCAUCACGCUCGCGCUGUGCCUAGCGAUCUUCCUCGUCGCCCUGGACAACACUAUCAUCGCGACGGCCAUUCCCAAGAUCACGGACGACUUCAAUUCAUUGGCCGAUGUCGGUUGGGUGUGUGGUCUCCGCUUUUUCGAGGUCCCCACCGUGCUUAUGCUCGUCGCGCGCAGUACGGUUCCGCCUGACUUCCACGCGCUCGGUAGAUACCUCUUGACGACGGCCGCGACGCAGCUGCUGUUUGGCAAGUUCUACACGUUCCUUCCCAUCAAAUGGGUCUUCGUCGCCGCGAUCGUCGUGUUCGAGGUGGGGAGCGCGAUCUGCGGCGGCGCGCCCAACUCGACGGCGUUGAUCAUCGGCCGUGCGAUCGCGGGUCUGGGGUCGGCGGGCAUCUUCAGCGGGGGCAUGAUUAUCAUCGCGCACUCCGUGCCGCUCGAGAAACGGCCGAUGUACUCGGGACUGAUUGGGGGCAUGUACGGGAUUGCGAGCGUUGCGGGGCCCCUCAUGGGCGGCGUGUUUACGGACAAGGUUUCUUGGCGAUGGUGCUUCUACAUUAACUUGCCCAUCGGCGGCGUCUGCCUGCUCUUCCUCCUCGUCUUCCUGCACAUCCCCCGAAAACCCGACCCCGCCCACGCCCAGCUGUCGCUGCUGCAGAAGAUCAACCACUUUGAUCCCUUCGGGACCCUGCUGUUCAUGCCUGCGAUCGUGUGUCUGCUGCUCGCGCUGCAGUGGGGAGGGUCGAAGUAUCCGUGGGGCAACGGACGCAUCAUCGCGCUGUUUGUCCUGUUUGGGCUGCUGAUCAUCACGUUUAUCUUCAUCCAAAUCCGGAAGCAGGAGAUGGCGACGGUCCCGCCGCGGAUCAUCAAAAUGCGCAGUAUCGGGUUCAGCUCGUUCUUCGCGUUCUCGCUCAAUUCGUCGUUCUUCAUCAUCCAGUUUUACCUCCCCAUCUGGUUCCAAGCCAUCAAGGGUGUUUCCCCUGUCAAAUCCGGCAUAGACAACAUCCCGCUCGUGCUUUCCCUGAUUCUCGCAUCGAUCGUCGUCGGUGGGCUCGUGUCCAAGAUCGGGUACUACACGCCAUUCAUGCUCGCGGCGUCGGUCGUGACCGCCAUCGCCGCCGGCCUGAUCUCGACGUUCACGACCACGACCGGGCACGCGGAGUGGAUCGGGUACCAGGUCCUGUUCGGCUUCGGGCAGGGCUUCGGCGCGCAGCAGCCGCUGAUCGCCGCGCAGACGGUGCUCGAUCUGAAGGACGUGCCGAUCGGGACGAGCAUCAUCCUGUUCCUGCAGACGAUCGGCGGCGCGCUGUUCGUGUCCGUCGGGCAGAACAUCUUCACGAACACGCUCAUCAAGAACAUCGCGCGCAACGUCCCCGCGAUCGACCCCGCGAGCGUCCUCGCCGCGGGCGCGACGAACCUCAAGGGCGUGGUCCCCGCGGAGUCGCUCGGCGCGGUGCUCGUGCAGUACAACGGCGCGAUUAUGACGACGUUCCGCGUUUCGAUUGCGAUGAGCUCGCUGUCGCUCAUCGGGGCGCUUGGCACGGAGUGGAGGAGCGUCAAGGGGAAGCACAUAGAGAUGGGCGCCGGGGCGGCAUAGAUCGGCUAGCUAUUUACCUACUUUAUAUCCCUUGUUUAUGUCUGGGUUGGUUUCCAGUGUCUUGACGGAUUCUUGUGUGUUAGAUUAACUUGUGAGGGACUGUGCGCUGCCUAGUUACAAGACCUGGCUUGGAGCAAACAUAGGUUCUUCAGCUGCUGUAGACCAGCUAAUGUAUUCUGCUGAUAUAAACAGUAUC
Mycena citricolor is the source of this 4729-nucleotide messenger RNA. Lineage: Eukaryota; Fungi; Basidiomycota; Agaricomycetes; Agaricales; Mycenaceae. The record is from the annotation of a GenBank genome assembly.